AUGGCCACGGAUUCUUCAUCUGAUGGACUUGCACUUGAUCAGUCAAAAAGCAGUAAGUUAAGUGUGGAGAAAAAGAGAGAGCUUGUAUAUGAAAUAUCAAAGUGGUCACACGGGGCCUGUGAAUUGCUACAGUCAUGGAGCCGUCAGGAGAUUUUACAGAUCCUAUGUGCAGAAAUGGGGAAAGAAAGGAAAUAUACUGGCUUGACAAAAGUGAAAAUAAUAGAGCACCUUCUGAAAGUUGUGUCUGAAAGGAAACCAGGGGGAAAUGAGGUUUCUACAGACCUUAAACCACAAUCAUCUGAUGCACCUGGCCAAAGAACUGCCAAAAGGCAGAGGAAAACUGAGAAUCCAUCUCGACUACCUGUUCCAGAAAACAGUAUUUCAAUCAAUAGUAGUGGGAGUGACAUAGCUAAUACUACGUUCUGCAAAAACUCAGCUUGCAGAGCUACCUUAAAUCGAGAAGGUGCAUUUUGCAAGAGGUGUUCAUGUUGCAUCUGCUAUCAGUUUGAUGACAACAAGGACCCGAGCCUUUGGUUGGUUUGCAGCUCGGAGCCGCCAUUCCAGGGUAAUUCAUGUGGCAUGUCGUGCCACCUUGAGUGCGCUUUAAAACGUGAAAGUUGUGGUAUUGGCAAAGAGGGAAGACGCAGGGGACUUGAUGGGAGCUUUUACUGUGUAUCUUGCGGCAAAGUGAAUGAUUUGCUCGGAUCCUGGAGGAAACAACUAGUGAUGGCAAAGGAUACCAGACGAGUGGACGUACUGUGCUAUCGUAUCUUCUUGAGUCAUAAGCUUCUCCGAGGGACUGAAAAGUAUCAAAAACUUUAUGAGAUUGUGGAUGAAGCUGUGAAGAAGCUUCAAGCUGAAGUGGGUCCAUUAACAGGCUUACCAUUAAAGAUGGGUCGGGGUAUUGUUAACAGGCUUUCUUCUGGACCAGAGAUUCAGAAACUUUGUGCAUUUGCUGUGGAGUCACUGGAUUCAGUGCUUUCCAAUGCAAUGUCGCAUCCAUUGCCCAAGCCUACUAGACAAGAUCCAAGUUUGAUUGCUCCAGACAUGGUUAGAUUUGAGAAUGUCCAUGCUACAUCCCUCACUGUGGUUUUGGGUUCCGAAUAUCCUCCCCCAGAAAAUAUAGCAGGUUACAAGUUAUGGCACUGUAAGGCUGAUGAUAUGAAUUAUCCAGCGGAACCCACGUGCAUGCUGUUUGCACCGAAGAUGCGGUUUGUUGUGACUGGACUAAUUCCAGCUACAGAGUACUGUUUCAAAGUCACUUCGUUUCAUGGUACAAGACAUUUGGGCAUGUGUGAAGUUCGGCUCUCCACAAGUACUGCUGGAGAUGAAGUCCCUAAUUGUUCAGUGACAGAGAGAAGUCAGAGCCCGGCUACCAACUGUAGCAGCCUUUCUAAUCCUUCUUCAGUGGAAGAUGAAACUAAUAAUGCUAUUCCAUAUGGUGAUCAGGCUGAUAACCGAGCAGACAAUUAUCUUACUUAUUGCAAGGACACUGACAAAACUGUUUCUGCCAAUAUAUCAAAUGAUGCUAUCAACGGCAAUAGCAUGGGCGGAGGACCUACAGCAGAUGCAAUUUCUUUGUUGGACGAGGAACAAGCCAAUGGGAUGGUUGGCUCUGUAUCUAAUUCGGAUGUCCUAAAACGUGAGUGCAAGAAAUCACCAGAGGGCCAAAUCAUCGAAGACAUCAGCACUGAUAAUGGGUCAAAUUCCCCUGUUCGAACUGGAAUGGAAUGUGUACCAUUUGUUGGUAGCUCCGGGGCUGGCUUGCCAAUCACUCCUUGCAAAAUCGAAACACUCAAAGACGGGCUAGGAAGGAAUGAAAAAUCCAAUUCCAGUAGCAAGGAUUUAAAAAAUGGGACUGGGAAAGAAGAGGAACCCCAAGAUGGCAGCACAUCGAAGAAGAGAAGUGGGGAAAGGCAAGAUGAGGAGUGUGUGGCAAAUGGUGUUUCAAAUAGGGACUUUGAGUAUUAUGUGAAGGUUAUCAGAUGGUUAGAGUGUGAGGGACAUAUCGAGCAGAACUUCCGGCAGAAAUUUCUGACUUGGUAUAGUUUGAGAGCUACCCCUCAGGAGGUAAGGAUUGUGAGAGUGUUUGUAGAUACCUUUAUUGAAGAUCCUGCAUCUCUUGCAGGGCAACUUGUUGACACCUUUUCUGAAAGUAUUUCAUGUAAGAAAUCAUCUGUUGUGCCAAAUGGGUUCUGCAUGAAGCUUUGGCAUUGA
This is a messenger RNA of Prunus armeniaca (apricot), 2217 nucleotides long. The record is from the annotation of a GenBank genome assembly. Lineage: Eukaryota; Viridiplantae; Streptophyta; Magnoliopsida; Rosales; Rosaceae.